Cercospora beticola is the source of this 1306-nucleotide messenger RNA. RefSeq names its product proteasome core particle subunit alpha 4 (gene PRE6). The record is from RefSeq and is a predicted model, not a curated record. Gene Ontology annotation, cellular component: proteasome core complex, alpha-subunit complex; proteasome core complex; nucleus. Gene Ontology annotation, biological process: ubiquitin-dependent protein catabolic process; proteasomal protein catabolic process. Lineage: Eukaryota; Fungi; Ascomycota; Dothideomycetes; Mycosphaerellales; Mycosphaerellaceae.
CAAACAAUCCACCAAACCGCCUUUCCUGAUCGUCAUCAUCUGCGCCAUCUCAACACAUAACCCUUACUGAAACCGCCCGGAUAAGCUCGUCAACAUGGCAUCCGGCUACGACCGCGCACUGUCCGUGUUCUCGCCCGAUGGCCACGUCUUCCAGGUCGAAUACGCCCUCGAAGCCGUCAAGCGUGGAACAUGCGCCGUAGCAGUCAAAGGCACCGCCAAAGAUGAUCAAGUCGUCGUCAUGGGAUGUGAGAAGAAGUCCGCCCUCAAGCUGCAAGAUACCCGCAUCACGCCUUCGAAGAUCUCCAUGGUCGAUACCCACGUCUGCUUAGCCUUUGCUGGUCUCAACGCCGAUGCACGAAUUCUGGUCGACAAAGCACGAUUGGAGGCGCAAUCACAUCGUCUGACAGUGGAGGAUCCGGUCACCAUCGAAUACAUCACGAAAUACGUCGCCGGUGUGCAGCAGCGAUACACGCAGUCGGGAGGUGUGCGGCCGUUUGGCAUCAGCACACUCAUUGUUGGAUUCGACCCGGGCAGCAAGGACGCCAGACUAUACCAGACAGAGCCAUCUGGAAUCUACAGUGCAUGGAAAGCAAACGCCAUCGGCCGCUCCUCAAAAACCGUCCGCGAAUUCCUCGAACGCAACCACAAAGACGACAUGACUCGCGCCGAGACCAUCGAGCUGACCAUCAAAUCACUUCUCGAAGUUGUUCAAACCGGAGCAAAGAACAUUGAGAUCGCUAUCAUGGCACCAGGCAAGACAGUAGAGAUGUUGCCUUCAGAAGAGAUCGAGAAGAUCGUCGAGAAGAUCAACAGCGAUAAGGACGCUGCGGCUGAAGCGAACGCUGGGCGGAGAGGAGGUGCCCGACAAGGUGGCGCUGCGGCUGGUGAUGCAGCCAGCAGCGCUCAGGGGCCAGAGCAAGUUCUGGCAUCGCGACCAGCAGGUGAGGGAAGCGGUGCUCCUCCGGAGUAAGCGCGUGGAAUGACGGAUAUGACAAUAGAGCAUGCACACUACAGUGGAGCGAGAGCUUGACGAUGAGUAUGUACAAUAAGUGCUUCGCUUGAGCUCCAGCAGCAGAAGCAUCCCGAAAUGCAUGAUACACCACGAGGCAUGUCAUCAAUGAGAACAAGCACGACUCUGUUACAGACCCUGAAAGCCUUUACGGAUGAUCGCCAUGCACCGAUCUAAAGCUGCCUCAUGUCACACCUCAUUGUCUUUGGCUCAGGAACUACGUUAGCAGUUGACCGCACAAGCAUCUCACAACGGAGGUUGGAACGAAGCAGGCACAGAGCGAUCAAUUACCAACUG